AGUGACAGCUUCGCACGUGUUCCCCUGUUGAGGACCCCGGGCCUACUUGGACUUGAUAGCUCCCGUUUAUAUUUAUCUCCCUGAGGGUACUCUCCGGGUACUUAACCCACAGCAGGUGACGAUGGAGUCGAUAAAACGGAUACCCUCUCUGCCUGCCGCGUUAUCCUCACUGGUGCUCCUCAUCUCCGCCGUUGUCCCCCUGGCCACAGCAGAACCUACCCUCACUGACGACUCACAAUGCGGCUGCUACCGGAAUAACGACGACACAAGCACCUACUUCACGAACCACCGGUUCUUCGACUUCCGUAGUCUCGCCGACUAUGCCGGCGUGCCGGCCGUUGUCCAGGACCUAGAGGGGAGCCCCGGCGCGCCCGUGACCAGCGACUACUUCAAAAGCACAGACUGGACCAGCUUCUGGUGGCUGGGCAGCUGGAACAACAGCAACAAUGCGCGCGGCGACUCCACCGUGACCAUGACCAACUCGCCCAACAACGUCUACAUCGAGGCCAACACGGAGCCCGACCCGUCCUCGCAGACAUACCUCACCAUGCGCACACAGCGCCUGCGGGGCUUCCAGACGGCCGCCGAGAUCGAAUCCGUCUCGAGCGACUUCAAGUACCUCUCGUUGCGGAUGCGGGCGCGCACGGUGGGGGCGGCGGGGGCCAUCACGGGCAUGUUCACGUACCGGGGCGGGGAGACGCUGGCGGACGUGCAGGAGGCGGACCUGGAGAUCCGCACGGCGGACCCGCGCAACGUGAUGCACUACACCAACCAGCCGGCCUACACGGACGACGGCGAGGUCAUCGCCGAGGCCACGCGCAACGCCACCAUGCCCGGCGGCCUCGACUGGACCGCCUGGGCCGUCCACCGCAUGGACUGGACCCCGGGGCUGACCACCUGGUACGUCGACGACGAGAUGACGGCCCAGAUCGCCUUCCAGGCGCCCCGCGACGAGAGCAACGUCAUCCUCAACGUCUGGAGCGACGGCGGCAAGUGGACCGGCAACAUGACCCUGCUCGACGCCGCCUACCUGCAGGUCCAGUGGCUGGAGAUCAUGUACAACAACACCGACCCGGAGCACGCUACCAAGAACAGCAAAGUCAGGAGGGAUGAUGACGCCGCCGAGGGCAAGGGGUGCGGUGCCGUCUGUAGUGUCGACGAUACGCCGGAGCUGGGGAAGCCGGUCAUGCUGUGGAACAAUGCCGCCGUGGGGGUCAGGGAGGCCGGGGCUGGGAGGCUCAUCGCGUGGGUGCCCACGGGCGUGGUGCUGGUUAUGGCGCUGCUUUCGACGGGGUUGUUGGUUUAGAGCUCGGGUCUGGCGUCUCGGCGGGGGUGGCUGGUUCCUUGAUUCCCUACCUAGUCAUGCGGUCCUUCUUUGGAUAUACACUUUUUUGGGUUGGCUUGAAUAUCGAGUUUGACUUUGAUACCCCUGAGGGUGUUCUCAGCGCUCACGUCACUGCUGUAUUAUUCUUCAGUCCAAUAGUAGUCUCCCUCCGCCUUCACAAACAAGCUAUG
Chaetomium fimeti is the source of this 1515-nucleotide messenger RNA. Its product is annotated as concanavalin A-like lectin/glucanase domain-containing protein. Gene Ontology annotation, biological process: carbohydrate metabolic process. The transcript has a single exon. Gene Ontology annotation, molecular function: hydrolase activity, hydrolyzing O-glycosyl compounds. Lineage: Eukaryota; Fungi; Ascomycota; Sordariomycetes; Sordariales; Chaetomiaceae. The record is from RefSeq and is a predicted model, not a curated record. Bases 122 to 1306 code for a protein of 394 amino acids.